AUGUACAUGAGUUGUAUUGGUAAACCAAAGGUUAGAAGGCAAACACUAGCCAUGAAUCAUACAUCAAAAGGAGUAUGUUUCCCGGGUUUGACUCACCCUGGAAUAAUUGGGACAGCGCCAUCAAAGGAGCUCCUGGAUAUAUGGAAUGGGAGAGAAAGAGAAGUUGAAGAAAACGGUCUCAAGUCCCUAAAGCUGUGCGAGGUUCUGCAUUCUAGACCAUUAGCAAAUUUACCAUCACCCAAAGGUUGCCAAUUAGGAAAGAUAGUAAAGGGGACGCCAGAAUGGGAAAGAAUUGCUACAGAGGCAGCAAGAACAAUUCCAGGAAGAGAGAAUGGAGGAAACUGCGACAUUAAGAAUCUUAGCAAAGGUUCAAAGAUUUACCUUCCAGUGUUUGUAGAAGGAGCAAAUCUUAGCACAGGCGAUAUGCACUUUUCUCAGGGGGAUGGUGAAGUUUCAUUCUGUGGUGCAAUUGAGAUAAGCGGCUAUCUUGAGCUAAAGUACUAUAGGCUGCUCUUCAUAAAACCCUUCAAGAGUGCCAAUCAACUUAUCAGUACUAUAGGCUGCUCUUCAUUGCCUUUUCUGUCAAAUUACUUAACCAGUUGUAGUGAUAUGGAGUAA
Messenger RNA from Beta vulgaris subsp. vulgaris (sugar beet), 618 nucleotides. Its product is annotated as putative formamidase C869.04. The record is from RefSeq and is a predicted model, not a curated record. Gene Ontology annotation, molecular function: hydrolase activity, acting on carbon-nitrogen (but not peptide) bonds, in linear amides. NCBI's taxonomy places the organism in Eukaryota, Viridiplantae, Streptophyta, Magnoliopsida, Caryophyllales, Amaranthaceae. The transcript is spliced from 3 exons. The coding region runs from base 1 to 618 and encodes 205 amino acids.